Messenger RNA from Penicillium oxalicum, 1950 nucleotides. RefSeq names its product signal recognition particle subunit SRP72. Bases 1 to 1950 code for a protein of 649 amino acids. Gene Ontology annotation, biological process: SRP-dependent cotranslational protein targeting to membrane. Lineage: Eukaryota; Fungi; Ascomycota; Eurotiomycetes; Eurotiales; Aspergillaceae. Gene Ontology annotation, molecular function: protein binding; ribosome binding; 7S RNA binding. Gene Ontology annotation, cellular component: signal recognition particle, endoplasmic reticulum targeting. The transcript has 4 exons. The record is from RefSeq and is a predicted model, not a curated record.
AUGGUUGCCCAGUCGCUGAGCUCGCUUCUCCAGCGCGCUACGAUUGACGACCAUGAGGAGGUUCUCAAGUCCUGUAAUGAGGCUCUCAAAAAAUCCAAGAACGACCAGACAGCUCAACACAUCAAAGCGAUUGCUCUGCUCAAGCUCGACCGAUUUGACGAUGCUCUGCGAGUUUUCGAGGGUGCAGGCGAUGCGCUGAAGAAAGCGGCCGCUGUCGAGUAUGCAUAUGCGCUGUACAAGUGUGGGAAGCUCGACGAGGCUUUGGAUGUCAUCACCACCUGCAGAGCGGGGAGGGGCGCUCAACAUCUGGAGGCCCAAGUGACUUACCGAGCUGAGAAAUUCCGCCGCGCCGCAGAUUUAUACGAACAAUUGUACAAAGACGAAGCUGCACAGCACGAGGCAAACGACCUCGGUAUCAAUUCGUGGGCCACGGACGCGCAACUCCAGUGGAAAGGGGAGCCAGAAUAUGUUCGUCACCAGCGCCCUUCGAGGGAGGAUCUCGAGUCUUUCGAGACGGCGUACAAUGCAGCUUGCUUGAGCAUUGCCAAGGGCGAAUUCGCGCAAGGCGAGGUUCUUCUUAACCGCGCGAAAAAUAUCUGCGAAACAUCUGAGGAUUUGACACCAGAGGACCGUGCGGCUGAGUUGCUACCCAUUGCUGUUCAAUACCUAUAUGUCCUUCUUCGGCUAGGCAAGACAGAGCAAGCAGAGGCUUUGCUUCAGGAAAUCGCAGUAGAUGAUAUUCCCGAGCUGUCUACGAAGAAGAUUGCCCGAAACAACAUUGUUCUCGCUCGUCAGACCAACGUCAACCCCUUUAUCCUCUAUAAAGCUCUUCAUGAGACCCCUGGAUCUAUCAACAAUGACCGUCUUUUCGGCUUCCAAGACAAUAUUCUGAUGGGCAACUCUCAUGCCACCGACCUUCUCGUUCAGAAAUACGACGGCAUCAUUCGAUCUACGAAUAAGGUUCUUUCCAAGAGCCCUUGUCCAUCCACAGCUGCCAAUAUCAAUCUCCUAUCCGUGUACAAUGCCGCUGCGCAAGCAGAGGGUCAAACUGGCCAGAAGGCCUUGAAGAAGAUCCUCCCCUUGCUUGAGCGCCGACCAAAGGACCUCGGGCUGCUCCUCACAGUCGUCCAGCUCUACGUCAACGAGGGCAACACCACCUCUGCCAUUACAACCAUGGAGCAGUCAUUGCGAGCUCUUGAGGAAUCCAUCUCCGAAGCAGACCAGGAGGCCCGUUACAACCCUGGUCUGUUGAGUGCUCUUGUUUCCUUGUACCAGCUCGAGGGUCGGAAGCUUCAGAUCCGAGGUGCUCUCGCACAAGCUGCUACUUACUGGCGCACCAAGGCCAAUGCACCUGCCUCUCUUCUCCGCGCCGCAGCCACCUCUCUCCUCCAUUCGGACGAGCAAGCCGAUCUUGUCACCGCAAGUGAGCUGUUCAAGGGCUUGUACCAGCAAGACUCCCACGAUGAGGUCGCUAUCGCCGGCUUCGUCGCAUCCCAAGCCACUCUGAAUUACUCACAGGUGGAAUCGCAGCUCGAGCAGCUUCCCGAAGUCAAUGAGCUGACAGCAGACAUUGACGUGUCUGCGUUAGAAUCUGCAGGCAUCAUGCCUUCAGCAUCCGCGGCCGCCGCGGCUGCCGCUGCGAUUGCCGGCGCCCGCAAGCGAACUGCCGCCGAUAAGGAAGGCCGUGGGGUCGCCAAGCGGGUGCGCAAGUCCCGUCUUCCCAAGGAUUAUGACCCUGAGAAGAAGGCUGAUCCGGAACGCUGGCUGCCUCUGCGAGACCGAUCAUCUUACCGCCCCAAGGGUAAGAAGAAUAAGCAGCGUGCUGCUGAUCGGACACAGGGUGGACCAGUGAGUGAGAAGACCGAGGAGGUAUCUGCCAGUGUGCCUCAAAAGACCAGUGGAGGUGGAGGUGCAAGCUCGAAGAAGAACAAGAAGAAGGGGAAGCGGUAA